Pseudomassariella vexata is the source of this 960-nucleotide messenger RNA. RefSeq names its product histidine phosphatase superfamily. The transcript is spliced from 2 exons. Gene Ontology annotation, molecular function: phosphatase activity. Gene Ontology annotation, cellular component: cytoplasm. NCBI's taxonomy places the organism in Eukaryota, Fungi, Ascomycota, Sordariomycetes, Amphisphaeriales, Pseudomassariaceae. The record is from RefSeq and is a predicted model, not a curated record. The coding region runs from base 1 to 960 and encodes 319 amino acids.
AUGACUGAUAAUCCCCGCAAGUAUGAGUUCUCAUACAUACCUGGAUUCUUCACAGACUACAUGGAAUUAGGCAAGAGAGACCCGAACAAAAGGGUCUUGACCCAACCCAGGCUCGGCAUCCUGCCGCAAUCUUAUGAUACGGGUUCAUCCGGCGAUGAGAUCCUCUCUCAAUGGAAGCAGUUGGAGCGCCACCUAGAGUAUCUCAACCAGAAGAACUCCGGUGGUGAGUCUUACAAGGUGCUGUAUGUGAUCCGCCAUGGAUACAGCGUACACAACCUCGUCAGGAGCAAAGUUGGCAAAUACGAAUGGAACUCUAAUUUGGCACUAAAAGAAGGUGGGUCGGUAGAAGGCUUGGGCAGCCUGAGCUGGGUCGACGCAGAGCUAAUGAAGGACGGCGAAGCCGUUGCCCAAACGCUCGGCGAAACUUGGGCCAACUGGGUAAAGAAUGACGGAAUUCCACUGCCGAGCAAGCUGUAUACCAGCCCGCUCCGUCGCUGUCUGGAUACGACCAAGCUCGUGUACUCUGCAGUGCUAGAAGGAAACGGGAAAACAUUCCAACCCAUCAUCAAGGAAAGCCUCCGAGAAAGGCUAACGCAGCACACCUGCGAUAAAAGACACACUCGGACAUGGAUCGAAAAUAAUUAUGCCAAGCACGGGUAUCAGAUUGAGGUAGGUUUUGAGGAAGAGAAUACCCUCUGGGACGCAGCGGUGUCCAAGGAGAUGGACAACCCGGACCUCCAUGUUGCGCGGACAAGAAAAUUGCUCGAAGAACUAUGGGACAGCAGCGAGGGGGACCUCUUCAUCUCGCUCACGACCCAUUCCUACACCCUCGAUACGCUCUUCGAAGUCGUUGGGAUGGGUCGUGACGCCUUCCGUCUGGGGGAAGGGGCCAUGAUCGCGGUCUUGGUGAAACGGGCUCCGGCAGUGGAGAAGAAAGGGAAGGAAUCGGGACCGAAAUAA